Sphenostylis stenocarpa is the source of this 1032-nucleotide messenger RNA. The record is from the annotation of a GenBank genome assembly. NCBI's taxonomy places the organism in Eukaryota, Viridiplantae, Streptophyta, Magnoliopsida, Fabales, Fabaceae.
AUGCACUUGAGUGGAUUUCUUCUUACCAUACGUUGUCGUAUCGCUGUCAAACAAAUCCACCAAUCUUCUUCUCCUAUAGUCUCCGUCCUUCGUCUUCCCUUCUUCCUUUUCGAUCUCUCUCUGUUUACCGGGAGACCAAUGGAGGACCUGUGGAAGCGUGCCAAGACCUUCGCCGAAGAGGCCGCGAAAAAGUCCCAAUCCCUCACCCCAUCCUCCUCCCGGAUCGCCGAUCUUGUUUCCGAAACCGCCAAGAAAUCCAAAGAACUCGCCGCCGAAGCCUCCAAGAAGGCCGACAUCCUCAAAUCCGCCGCGCUCCGCCAGGCUGACCAGAUCAAGUCCUUCUCUGACACCAUCGUCAUCCCCCCGCAGUUGGCCGCCAUUGCCUCCGCCGCCACUACCGCCUCACCGCCCGACGCGACGCCGCAAGACCUCGAGAAGUUCGGCGUCUCCGACGACCUCAGAUCCUUCGUCAAGGGCCUCACUUCGACCACCUUCGAGAACUUUCCUAUCAGUUCCGAUGAACCCGAGGGCUCCGAUGUGGCCACUGCGGGAUCCAAUGUUCGGAAGGAUCUCAAUGAGUUUCAGGAGAAGCAUGCAACUCUCGUUUUAACUACUGUUAAGGAAAUUUCAAGAUUGAGAUAUGAACUAUGUCCACGCAUCAUGAAAGAAAGACACUUUUGGAGGAUAUAUUUCACACUUGUCAAUACUCAUGUGGCUCCGUAUGAGAAGCAAUAUAUGGAGGAGGUUCAGCGUAGAGCAGCAGCAGUGCAGAAUGUGGAUACUAAGCUAGAACAAACCGCAGUUACUGGAGAAACUGGAAAGGCAGAAGCAACGGGGAAGAAUGUGAAGAGUAGAUCUUCUAACUCAUCCUCUAAUGAGCAAGACUUGGAUACAUUUCUUCUUGGAGAUCUUGAAGACAGUGAUGAAGCUCCAGAUGAUGGUGAGGGAAGUUUCGAUGAUGAUUUUGACAAGAUUGGCAAUUCUGAUGUUGAAGAGGAGAAGCAUGUGAAGAAAACUGCUUCUACAGUUUAG